GACAGUGCCGGGGCGCCUCUGCGGCCGCCGUUAAGCCCCUAAUCCUCUCCUUGUCCGUCGAUAAGCGUCCGGCGCCGCGCGGCCGCGCCCCACGACCCGCCGCGCCGCGACCACUUCGUGCCGACCUCCCGCGGCCGAAGGAAGAAGACCCGCGGUUCUAACCUCAGCUCCAGCAUGGCGAGGUGCGGCCCGGCUCUGCUGCUGCUGCUCGCGGCCCUGGCGGCCCCCGCGCUGGCUGGCCCCGUGCCCCGCGGUUCCUCCGCCGCGCCGCGCAGCCCGCUCGACCUCCUGGACGACCGGACCCGCGAGCUGGCCCCGGACAUGGCCGACCCGCUGCCCCCACCUAGGCGCAGGGCCCCCAAGAAGGCCCCCAGGCUGGUGGACGGCGCCAACGGCGACCCCUACAGGCUGCCGUCCAGCCUCAUCCCCUUGUUGUACCAGGUCGAGCUGACGCCCAACUUCGACACAUUCACCUUCGACGGAAACGCACUCAUCAUCGUGAACUGCGUCGAAGACACGGACACGAUCGUGUUACACGCCAAGGAGCUCACCAUCGACAAGGAUGCCUUCGUCAUCGUGGACGACAGGAUGACCUACUUUGCGUUCGCGCAGCUCAAGUCCAUGACCUUGGACAAGACGCACGACUUCCUGAGCCUCAAGCUCGACACGAUGAUGACCAAGGGCAACCGCUAUCGCUUCGUCCUCCAGUACACCGGAAUCCUGAACGACAACCUCGACGGAUUCUACAGGUCGUCUUACAAGACCGCCGACGGUGAGACCAGGUGGCUCGCGACGACGCAGUUCGAGGAGACGGGCGCCCGGCGCGCCUUCCCUUGCUGGGACGAGCCCAGCUUCAAGGCCCGCUUCUACAUCAUCAUCAACCACGACAAGAACCGGAACGCCGUCUCGAACAUGCCGAUCGUACAGUCCGCGCCCAACCAGAAGGACCCUACUCUCAUCCAGGUGCAGUUUGACGGCACCCUGCCCAUCUCCACGUACCUGAUCGCCUUCAUCGUGUCGGACUUCGGCAGCGUCACCAACUGCGAGGGCAACUUCACGCUGUACGCGCGCAAGGAGCUGCUCGACGGCGGCCACUUCAGUCAGGUGAUCGGCCAGAAGGCCCUGCAGCUGCUCGCGGAGUACAACGGAAUCGACUACAUGCUGCCCAAGGAGGACCAGGCCGCCAUCCCGGACUUCGCCGCCGGCGCCAUGGAGAACUGGGGACUCGUCACCUACCGGGAGGAGUACCUGAUCGAGCAGGACAGCCAGAACGCUCGCAUCGCCGAGUACAUGAUGACGACCAUCUGCCACGAGCUCGGCCACCAGUGGACCGGCGACCUGGUCACCCUGGACUGGUGGUCGCACACCUGGCUCAACGAGGGCUUCGCCGACUACUUCGAGAACUACAUUUGCAACCUGAUCAAGCCCGAGUGGCACCUGCGCGACAAGGGGGUCGUGUACGAUCACCAGCAGGCCAUGGAGUACGACGUCCUGGAGACGCAGGUCGCCAUGAGCAGCCCCGUGUCCAGCCCAGCCGAGGACUCGUCCAAGUUCGACCGCAUCUCCUACUCCAAAGGUGGCGCCGUGAUCCGCAUGUGGGAGUACAUGCUGGGCGUGGACGUGCUCAAGGCGGGCAUGCACCGCUACCUCAGCAUCCACAUGUUCAAGAACACCAGGCCGGAGGACCUGUUCAAUGCCAUCGGCUUUGAGGCGCAGAAGGCCAAGGUGCUGCCCGACGGCGUGACGUUCGGCGACAUCGCGAGCACCUGGACCGAGCAGCCCGGCGUACCGGUCGUGAGCGCCGUCCGCGACUACGACAAGAAGACCAUCACACUCAGCCAGAAACGCUUCUUUUAUGCGCCGCCCAACCGCGCGUCGCUCGUGAACCAGCGCUGGUUCAUCCCCGUGACCAUGACGCAGCAGGCGAGCGCCAACUGGGACAGCCUCAAGCCCAGCACGUGGCUGUGGCCCAGCAAGGAGCAGACCGUCGCGUCCGUCAGCAGCUCCUCGUCCGAGUGGGUUCUCGUCAACCCCAAGGAGAUUGGUUACUAUCGCGUGAACUACGACGUGCAGAACUGGAAGCUGCUCCUAGCCGCCCUCACCAAGAAGCCGUCCGACUUCCCGCCCGCGACGCGUUCCCAGCUUCUUAACGACGCUCUCGCGCUGGCCCGCGGCAAUCAGCUAGACUACUCGGUCGCGCUGCCUUUCCUCAACUUCCUGAAGACGGAGCGCCAGGUGGCGCCCUGGCAGACGGCCACCGCUUCCUUGAACUGGAUGCGCACCAAGCUCGCCGGCACUGACGUCUGGGACAAGUUCUUGACCCUCGUCAGGCAACUGACGCAGAAUGCGUACGAGGCGGUCGGCUACGGCGGCGCCCCCGACCACGAGACCCGCUAUUUGCGCUACUACGUGGUCAGCCACGCGUGCAACGCCGGUAACCAGGACUGCAUCUCGCAGGCUAACAACUUGCUGAAGAGCUGGCUGGCCGACAAGAGCACAAAGCUCGACGCCGACACCUCCUUGGUCACCAUGUGCCACGGUCUGCGCGGCGACGACGCCGCCACCAACUUUGCCGGCCUGAAGGCCGCGUGGCUCGCUGAGAAGGACACCAAGACCCGCACCAUCCUGCUCCAGUCCCUCGCCUGCGCCAAGGCCGCUCACCUCGACAGCCUCCUCAAGGAGACCGUCAGCAGCAGCAGUAAGGUCGACCAGGACGAGGUGGUCAACUUGUGGAAGGAGGUCCUCAAUAGGCCCGAGCAGAUCCCAACCCUGUUCAAGUUCGCCCAGGACAACAGCCAGCUGAUCGACUCCUUCUUCAAAAACAGCAGCACCAACAGCGGCGCAGUCAAGCUCAUGCUCAACUGCAUCGAGCAGAUCACCUCGACCGACGCGCUGAACGACGCCCGCCGCUGGGUGGAGUACAACUACAAGAACCAGGCGGGCUACGACGUACUGCAGAGCGCCUUCCUCGACGCGUACGUCAGUCUCGACUGGUACCGCAGGAACUACAAGACCGUGGCCGACUGGAUCUCGAGCAACGUCUAGUCGGCGCGCCUUUGUGGACAACGCGACCCACAUCGUGCAGACCGCACCAGUAUUCAAAUAUAAAUAAAGAUCGAUGCUGAUACGAGAGCGAAGCUGUAAAA
Molecule: messenger RNA, 3146 nt
Organism: Frankliniella occidentalis (western flower thrips)
Lineage: Eukaryota; Metazoa; Arthropoda; Insecta; Thysanoptera; Thripidae
Product: aminopeptidase N
Exons: 14
Coding region: 175-3045 (956 amino acids)
Biological process (GO): peptide catabolic process; proteolysis
Cellular component (GO): cytoplasm
Molecular function (GO): zinc ion binding; metalloaminopeptidase activity; peptide binding
Source: RefSeq, a predicted model, not a curated record